CCGAGUUCGGCAUCGGUCGAUAACUUCUGACGCCGAGGAGCGGGGUCAGCUUCUUCGACGCCUUCCCAUGACUGCAGGUUCCACAUUGAUUCCUCAUCAGCAUCAACGGAUAUAAACAUCGGCUUCAGCCUGAGUCCGACUCUCGAAUUGCAUAAAGUUGCCUAUCGAGCUCCAAUAUGCCUGAUUACGCCUCUAUCGAAACAACUUUGGCUUCUAUAGCCGCAAGCUCUCAAACUAUCGAGCUUCUUCGAGACCUUCACAAGCAAGCUCUCGACGAGCCUCCCUACGUCAGCACAGAUGGACCUGCCUCUACCGCACUCGACAAGUUUGUCGCAUUGGACCCCGACAAGUGCGCCUAUGUAUACCUCCUUCUGCGAUCUAUGAAGGCACGUUUCGUUGUCGAGGCUGGGACAUCAUUUGGUGUUAGCACUUUAUACCUGGCUCUGGCAGUUUCUCAGAAUGCUGGCUCGCAGCCAGGCAAGGUCAUUGCAACUGAGAAUGAACCUACCAAGGCUGUUAAGGCUCGCAAGUAUUGGAGUCAAGCUGGUGAUGAUAUAGAGAAGUUUAUUGAAUUACGAGAGGGAGAUCUGCGAGAGACGCUCAAGACUGAUCUGCCAGAACAAGUGGAUUUCCUACUCCUAGACAUUUGGACCCCUCUGGCUCUGCCUACACUCAAGCUUGUCAAGCCGCGCAUGAAGCCAGGCGCUACAGUAGUUGCUGAUAACACUGAGGCUGCCAAGGCAGGUUACAAAGACUUGAUGGCUUAUCUAGAGGACACUAUCAAUGGUUUCAAGAUCACGACGGUUCCAUAUUCAGGCGGUCUUUUAGUUGCUGUGUAUCUAGGGAACUAAGCAGUCCUUUCACAGAUCAAGGAGGGCAAUAUUAUCCAAGAAUCAUGUAAAUUGCAAUUUCAGUGAACCUCUAGAGUAGUACCUAUUAUCGACGUAUGAGAGCCAAAAGAUUGGUAGUAACUUUUGAUUGAAGUCUAUUGAAUGUUGAUCAUUAUUCGUUGAUGAUAAUCGGAGGUUGAAAAUGAAAAACAUUGAUUGGUCCUUCUUUAAGAAAUUUGAGACGUGCUGUAUUGUACUGAAGACACCAACGAAGUUUUCCCCAUAAGACAAAAAUAUUGGAUGUUGAUGCACUUUAAGAAUGUGUGAUUCCAUGAUUUAAGAGGUGGAGAUAUGAACUCGGCAUUUGCUUAUGGAGUAUCUGCAAAACCGUGGUUAUUUAUG
Messenger RNA from Fusarium redolens, 1232 nucleotides. RefSeq names its product S-adenosyl-L-methionine-dependent methyltransferase. The transcript is spliced from 3 exons. Gene Ontology annotation, molecular function: O-methyltransferase activity. The coding region runs from base 177 to 851 and encodes 224 amino acids. The record is from RefSeq and is a predicted model, not a curated record. Lineage: Eukaryota; Fungi; Ascomycota; Sordariomycetes; Hypocreales; Nectriaceae.